Molecule: messenger RNA, 4996 nt
Organism: Procambarus clarkii (red swamp crayfish)
Lineage: Eukaryota; Metazoa; Arthropoda; Malacostraca; Decapoda; Cambaridae
Gene: Sb
Product: serine proteinase stubble
Biological process (GO): proteolysis
Molecular function (GO): serine-type endopeptidase activity
Source: RefSeq, a predicted model, not a curated record
UAUAGUAAAGUUAGUGAAGAUAAAUUAGUUGAUAAUUAGCCAAGUGAGGGGAUUAUUUUUCAUACUAGAUGCUAGUGUUUGAGCCUCGCAAGCAGCCCGUUCUCAUAAACAAUGGCCAAAGGCUCGUUAAUCCAGCCGCCAAAACACUGUUUAUGGAUGAAAACGCACUACACGAGAUCAACCAGUCCUUAGGCUGUUCUCGUACAGUCUGCGCCGGUCACAAGCGACGCAUUCGUCAGUUCUGCUGUAAAUGUUCAAAGCGAAGCAUUGUUCGAUAAAAGUUCGAACAUCAUCGGUGUGAAAGUUCCAGUCCGUCCUCCAGUCCGUCCUCCAGUCCAUCCUCCAGUCCGUCCUCUAGUCUGUCCUCCAAACAAAGACCCAUAAGUGAUUCCAUGCACCCGCCAAACCCCCCGGCUGUUUAUGAAUGAAAAACGGUUUACACACGACUCACAACUGGUUUAGUUCGAACACUUCCGGAACAAGUGCUUCACUGGCGACUUGUGUUCGAACCACAACGCUGUAAAUGCUUCACCUACGUACUACAAAUACAAAUAAUCGCCAACAGAACCUAAACACAUAACCUAACCAGUGUCUAAAUAUGUACAUUAUGCUAAUAUCUUAUAAUAUUAAUUUAUAUUUGAGAAAAUUCCCGUUUUGAAUGAAGAGCAUGUAAAUAUUUAUGAAUGCGUCUGUGGGGUCGACCGCUGGAUGUAAUGGACUUGAGUCGAGGACGGGUUGGAAAGUUCGGUGUGUAGACCGUUUUUCAUCCAUAAACACCGGGUAUUGCGACUGGAUUACGGAGCAUUUGGCCAUUGUUUAUGAGGACGGGACUGCUCUGCUUCCCACAGCUACAGUCGAUAUUUGUUCGAAAAAAUGCUUCAUUCACAUCUUAUGUUCGAAGCGAGCCUUUUGAAAUGCUUCGGCCACAUCAACCCGUCCUCGACUCAAGUGCAUUACAUCCAGCGGUCGACCCCAGCCUGAGGAAAGGACGAGCAGUUUGGACGGUGGUGGUCGUGGCUGCCUGUUGGCUGGUGCUGGUUAGGGGGGAGCUGCCCCCUCACUUGGCCCCCCUCAUGCCCCAGGGUCGAGCCAUUGAUACCCACUCAUACUACUCGUACAACAAGAUCGCCCACAAGGCGUGUCGCGUGGAGGGUCGCGCGGGCGUGUGCAUGUUCGUGUGGGAGUGCAUCAAGACAGACGGGGAGCACGUGGGCAUGUGUAUGGACGGCUUCAUGUUCGGCUCGUGCUGUACCCACGACGACAAGACCAACCACCUCUCCCCUGCCGGCGGAGGUCUCGGCGAACUCAUCGCUCCGGGCAUCAUGAGCAAGAAUACCAGUCUGCCAGCGUCGACGACGCCGAGCGCGACUUCGGGAGUUCCCGAAGUCAUCACCUCUAGACCCAUCACUAUCCAGCGGCCGCCUACACGCCCGCCCGUCACCACUACCUCUACAGAACAACCCCACACACCCACCGUGUGGGCGUGGGUGUCUCCAACCGUCCUACCCCCUGACUCCGACACUACGCCCAUACCUGCCGUCCCGCCCACGCCGCCCACACGGCCUACACGACCACCUAAACCUUCAAAACCAACACGACCAACGUGGUGGAUAGCACACACUACUCCCAGCGUGGAUGACCGUAUCCACAAGACUCAUCCAACCUCUCCACCACCCGCCACUACCACACCACUAUCAACCACCACUACCACACUACCUCCUACCACCACUCAACCACCCACCACCACACCCACCACCACCACUACCACAACUCAACCACCCACCACUACUACUACUACUACUACCACCACCACGACGAUGGCACCUACCACUACCACCACUACCACUACCACCACCACCACAACACCGCCUCCUCCAGCAGGGCCUGUAGUGAGCAGCGCGCACACUAAACAUCAGUGUGGGGUGCCAACGAUGAUGACCCAACCAGAGGGCCGGAUCGUGAACGGGACCAACGCCAGGUUCGGGGAGUGGCCGUGGCAGGUCUCCGUCAGGAGGACCAGCUUCUUCGGGUUCUCCUCGACACAUCGAUGUGGAGGAGCACUGCUCAAUGACCAGUGGGUCGCCACUGCUGGCCACUGUGUUGACGACCUGUUGACGUCACAAAUCCGGAUCCGGGUCGGAGAGUACGACUUCUCGUCCGUGAUGGAGCCGUUCCCGUACGUGGAGCGGGCGGUGAAGCGCAAGGCCGUGCAUCCCAAGUACAACUUCUUCACGUACGAGUACGAUCUGGCGCUGGUGCAGAUGACGGAGGUACUGGAGUUCCAGCCGCACAUUGCGCCCAUUUGUCUGCCGGGGAACAACGACCUCCUGAUAGGCGAGAGGGCUACAGUGACCGGCUGGGGCCGGCUGUCUGAGCAUGGCCGGUUGCCCUCUAUCCUGCAGAAGGGUUCGGUGCCCAUCGUAAGCAACAGCAAGUGUAAAGAUAUGUUCUUGAAGGGCGGGCGGCGGGAACACAUCCCGGAGAUCUUCCUGUGUGCUGGCUACGAGAAGGGCGGCAUCGACUCCUGCCAGGGCGACUCUGGAGGCCCGCUACAGGUCCGGGGCGCCGACGGCCGGUACUUCCUAGCCGGCAUCAUUUCCUGGGGGAUAGGUUGUGCCGAGCCCAACCUGCCUGGAGUCUGCACCAGGAUCUCCAUGUUCGUCCCCUGGAUACUGGAAAACGUCACUUAGACGCCCCCUUCCCGCCCACCUCGAGUGCGUCGCCUGAUGUUCCAUUCGUAUCGUCGAGGUGUCCAUCCCAAAGAUGGUCACUUAGGUGUAAUUUCACACCUGGCGAUCCAAAAAGGCCACCUAGACCCACCUAGAUCCAAGCAAACACGUCACCUUCUGGAUCUUCUAGAUCUGGAUCCUCUGGAUCUUCGAACACGUCAUCUAGAUGAUUGUAUACGUGUCACCUAGUGUUCAAACGUAGCCAUAAAUAUAUAGAAAUAUUUCUUAUCUAGGAGAGCAUCUGCUAGAUUUUUUUUGUUUAAUAUCACCUCGUCACUGUUUGACCAACAUCACCUGCAAGCUUUAACCUGUGUUAGCUCUCUCCAUCACCAAUAAGAAAACCUCUCGUUAGGGAAUUGCAGAUGAUCUGUCUCUCCCGGAGGAUGGCAGAUAGUCCCCGAGGACGUAGUCUACGAGGAGGACUACAGAAUCCUCCGGAAGACAUCGUUUAGUGGGACUUAGGUAGCUCCUCAGGAGGGCAUCACCUAGACACUUCUUGUGUGCAGAUAAAAUGAUAACAUUAUUUAUCUGAUACACGUAAGAAGCUGCAACAGAAGGCAAGACUCUACAUAAACUAGUGAACACGAUUGUGCCUUCAUAUGAAAUGAAUUCUUAUAUAUAUAUGUAUAUAUAAGUUAAUGUCUCAGGAAUGAUCACCAUCCUAAUAUUUAUGGUAAUAGUGUUAUAAGACGGAACACAUUGUGUAUCAUACGAGUAGUUACGCUCACCACCACCUUGAACCAGUGGCGCUGAUGUAGCUCUCCGACGUCACAAGGGCGACUCGUUGAGGACUUGACAAGAACGGAACGCGUUAGUAAGACGUUCGUAAGACACAGUCAUUAUUACUGUAUGUGAUACUUAGACUUGUCUCACGCCCUUGAAUUCCCCAACUUUAAGUGCUACUUGAGACUAGUGUCAUUAGUGAAGUGAGGUGUCGCCUUGAGUGCUUCAUGACAAGUUGCUGAAAAAAAGUUGUGUCACAUUGUCUCUAGUUGUUCUGUUAUUGUUGCAAAUAUUGAUAUUAUAUAUAUAUUUAUACGCCCUUGAUCGAGCCUUUUGCAACAAGUGUACAAGCGACCCUCUCGUGCAAGCCAUCAUCUUGCACGACUAUGUACACGUCUUGUUGCUGUAGCUGUUUAGUAAGUAAGACACAAGUGCCAUUACUGCUCCCUCUGGGCUUUCAACACCAUAAUCCGGAGACCUUGAACAUACCUCUUAUGUACACUCAGCCCUGUGUUGUACUCUAAAGGUACAUAUUUCCCUAGAUAAAUAUAUAUAUAUAUUGCUGCUAAAUAUAUGAUGGGUAGUUUUGUAUGUAUAGUUUAAUGUAUAGAACUUUGCUUGUGUUGAUAAUACACGCAGUUGUCAUAAACGUUGUGUUUUGAGUUUGUCUGUCCCAGGUUGUUAUUCAUUGUAGUGGUUAUGUUUGUGUGUAUAAUGUUGUGUGUAUAAUGCACAGGCGUGUCCGGUACACGCCUCGUGGCCACACCAAGGUCCGUAGCCACACCAAGGCUUGAGGCCACACUAAGGCUCCUUGGUGUACAUGUACAUCACUGGCGUGUUCAGCAGGACUUGUGUACAAUACCUGCAGGCCGGGUUAGACAGGGGCUACCAGCAGGGUGUGAAUGUGAGUGUAUGUGAAUGUGUGUGUGAGAGAGAGAGAGUCUGGUUGUGAAAGGACAAAUCAAACAUUACACUAGGGAACAAGAUGGUGGGCGAGCGUAGAGACCAAGAUACAGCAGAGUACAGUGCUGGUCACUGCUGGCCACUGCUGGUCAUCUCCACUCACCUGAAGACCUCAGCAUCCUCACUCCCCUCCUCACCACCCUCCCUUCUCACCACCCUUCCCUUUCUCUCUCACCUUCCUCAUAAUGAUAUCCAUUCACUCCCUCCUCACCUUAAUUUAUUCACGCUCCUUCAACAUUCCUGUUAGCCUUUCACAAGUUUUUACCAUUUUUGGACUCAUAAUCUUUGUUAGUUGAUUGAAACUCCUGUUGAUGUUUGUAAAGUCUGUGUGCAACACUGCAACUCAAAUUUCAAUACUGUUUUGUGAAGAGACAGAUUUGGAAUUUUUUUUUGUUUGCAGUGACCUGAUGGCUGCUGUCUAUAGUGACGGUGGUGAGGACAGGAAGAAGCCCUGACGGUCACUGUUUAUAAUGACAGUGAUAAAGCCAGGAAGCUUAAUUUGUGGCUUGUGAAGAGUUUCCCCCUCUUCUAGUUAUUCAGUGUUUUCCUUUACAUUUCCAACUAGCAUUGUGCUAACCCCA